UACACUAGACAAGACCAGACCACCCAAGCACCAUACUUGUUUGAAUUUCUCAAAAAUGAAGUAUCAAUCCCUAUCACCCAUCAAAGGCAAAAGCUUUUAGGGUAUCUUUUUAAUUUAAUUAUAAAAUUCCUGCGAAACCCCCCGUGAAUUAUCUGCAGCCGUGAUUGGUCAAUUUCUUGCUCUGACUUCAUAAUGCCUCACUGUUAGGAAAGUCGUAUUAUUACAGAGUCCCUGGCUGGGCUGGGAUUGGUCCGUUUCUCGCUCUGACUUCAUAAGGCGCCACUAUGUGAGGUGAGCCCCCAAAAAGUAUAUAUGGCCGCUGCGGGGCCUGGGUUUUCGUCCGCCUUACCCAGAGAGCACGCUUUUGUGAUCUGUGUAACUAGGACCCAUCUAACCAGCCGUUGCGCUCGUUGGUGUUGCUUGUGCGUUUUCUUGGUUGUUGGUUUCUGGGUCUGUUUGGUUUUUGCUUUUUCCCAUUUUGUUUAGUUUGUUGUUUUCCUCCUCGUUGUUGUUUUGCCCAUUUGGACUUUUUUUGCAGUUUUCUUUAGUUUUGCUUCCCCCACUCUAGUCAGCUAGCACGCUCAGAAGUAUCAGUGUUCGAGGAUUUAGUGGCUUUUCCUCUUUGUUGUUUUCUCCUUUAUUGAGGUAGUCUUGUGGCUUCGCCUCUAGAGCAGUGAGAGUAGCUGGUGCUGUGUCUUAGUCAGCUGGGCAGUCAGGCCCCCGUGGUCCCUUUGUGUUGUAGGCAGUGCAGUGAGGGUCGGUGAUUAGCUAGCGUGUGUCGAGCGGGUUAGGGAGUCGAGAGAGCGUAGUUAGGUGACCGGCGGCAUGAAAGGCCUCUUGGACGUCCAUCCUCCUCUGGACGGGUACCACUUUGUGCACGUGAUCGGCCGGGGCGGCUUCAGCCUGGUGAAGCUGGCCCGGCACCUGGCGUCGGGCAAGUACGUGGCAGUGAAGAUCCUGCGAGACGCCUCUCCCAGCAGCCCGCUGUCCGCGCAGGGGGAAGCGGCCAUCCUGAGGAGCCUGCGGCACGACAACAUCGUGCGGCUGCUGGAGGAGCGGCACACGAGGAAGCACCUGUUCCUGGUCAUGGAGCUGGCGACCAGGGGCUCGCUCCAGCACUACGUGCGGUGGCAGGGCGGCCUGGCCGAGGACGAGGCCAGGGCCCUGUUUGGCCAGGCGCUGGCCGCCGUCAGCUACUGCCAUGGCCAGCGCGUGGCACACCGGGACCUCAAGCUGGGCAACCUGCUGCUGGAUGAGCACAUGACCAUCAAGCUGGCGGACUUCGGGCUGAGCCUGCGGCUGGAGCGGGGCACGCUGGUAAGGGGCUUCUGGGGGACCCCCGAGUACCGCGCACCAGAGGUUUUCCUCGGGGAGGACUACGACGCUUUCAAGGCCGACGUGUGGAGUCUGGGGGUGGUGCUGUUUGCCAUGCUGGCGGCCACAGUGCCCUUCCACGGCAAGAACAUGCACAAGCUGCAGGACCGGGUGCUGUGCGGCGUCUAUGUGGUGCCACGUGGCGUCAGCCCGGCCCUGCAGGAGCUGCUGGCGUGGCUGCUCACGGUCGACGCCUCGGGGAGGCCCAGUGCGGAGGACGCCAGGACCCACUGGUGGUUCAGCCCCGGCCGAGAAGCCGCCCAGGAGCCCGAGGAGGACACGGUCACCCUGCUGCAGCCCCUGGGCGUUCCCCGGGACCCAGAGGCCAGGGAGUACCUGGCGGGCCUCGGGCUGCUGCCAGGCAUGGGGACCGAGGGGACACCAGGCCCUCAGCCCCAGGACCCCGCGUCCCUGCCCGAGUCCUCGCAGAGCAGCAAGCGCCCCCCCAUAGAGGACGACGGCUUGGCUCUGGUGUCCGUGUCCCCUGACAGCAUGGCUGUUGGCUGCAUUUCCUCCGCACAAAGCGACUCCUCCGAGGCCCCCAGCCAGCCACAGCCAGAGAGGAGCCCUGCUCCCAGCGCCGCCCCCGACUCCACCGAGCCCUCCAGCCAGCCACAGCAGGCAAGGAGCCCUGCUCCCAGCGCAGCCCCCGACUCCUCCGAGCCCUCCAGCCAGCCACCGCAGGAGAGGAGCCCUGCUCCCAGCGCAGCCCCCGAGCCAGCCUCCAAGGCGUCGCCCUCCAGCCCCAGUGCCAGGAGCCGUGUGGACCUCGCAGAGCCAGAAGCCGCCGCAGCUGCCUGUGAGCCUGAGGGGGCUGGGACCGCAGCCACCGCUGCCACCACAGACUGCACAGCCAGCGCCCAGGGCAAGAGGCAGGGCCGGCACGGGGUCGGCAGGAGGAUCCUCCGGUUCCUGCUGAGGGCGUGCCGCAUCCUGCCAUCCCGAGGGAGCGGCCCUGGCCUCCGCUGCUGCAGAGUGGCCCCCAAGUAGCCUCGCUCCGCCCCCGUCACCAGGAGCAAUGCGCAGGCUGAGCUGACUGAACGUUUUUUGUGAGCAUUUGCAAGUGCUUCUCAUGAAUAAACUUCACCUUUG
Molecule: messenger RNA, 2466 nt
Organism: Oryctolagus cuniculus (rabbit)
Lineage: Eukaryota; Metazoa; Chordata; Mammalia; Lagomorpha; Leporidae
Source: RefSeq, a predicted model, not a curated record